Molecule: messenger RNA, 495 nt
Organism: Phycomyces blakesleeanus NRRL 1555(-)
Lineage: Eukaryota; Fungi; Mucoromycota; Mucoromycetes; Mucorales; Phycomycetaceae
Exons: 2
Coding region: 1-495 (164 amino acids)
Source: RefSeq, a predicted model, not a curated record
AUGUGGUAUUGCAUGUUUGUAUGUGAGCUUGGACUGCAGCCAAUGCAUAAUCAAACCUCUGUACUAUGCCACCAACAAAAUCAAGCAUUGACAGAAACAUGUAUUCACGACGACUAUACCGCAAAGCGCAAGUUUUCAAAUAAGUUACAAAGACAAUCAACUUGGAUUCAAGCGUUUUGUCCUGGUGUAAACAUGGAUCGAAAUUAUUCCGACACCUCUACACUUACUCCUAGCGAUGAAAACUCGGAAAGUUCAUAUGAUCAAAGUUCCUCUCCUGUCAAAUGCGAAUGUGGAAAAACGCUAGAAUCAGGAUGGAGCUGUGAGAACUGCCGCAGAAAUUGUCCGUACUGUAAUCGCAUGCUAACAACAGACCCUGAAGAUUAUUGUACAAGAUGUUACCGUUAUUGUACCCAACAUGGUGCAUAUCUUAUCAUUUCAUUGUCACCCACUGAAAAUAGCUCGGCAAAAGUAUGCCCAAAGUGUGCAGAGAGCUAA